Molecule: messenger RNA, 679 nt
Organism: Eutrema salsugineum
Lineage: Eukaryota; Viridiplantae; Streptophyta; Magnoliopsida; Brassicales; Brassicaceae
Exons: 2
Coding region: 43-612 (189 amino acids)
Source: RefSeq, a predicted model, not a curated record
CUUUCCGAAGUUCCUGCUGGUGACGACGCGAUUUUCAAGGACAUGGCGGGCUUCGCCUUUAAGUUCAUCGCGAGCUGCAACCGCGCGCGAGGUCGAUAUCAUCGUACGAUUCGAGCUGCUGCUACGAAGAUUCGUAACGCUCAGUCCGCUGGACAAAGAGCCGUGGAAGAGCGGGAUGCCGCGAUUGCUCGGCGAAAGUCGGCUGAAGAGAAGUGGCAGGUCGAAAAAAGACGCGCUGUGCAGUUGGAAGAAGGUGUGAAGACAUUGAUCGAUAAGAUCGAGGAGCUGAAGUUGGAGAAUCAGGAUCUGAUCAGCAAUCUUCAAACGGUUAACGAGGCGAAGAUUCAGGCUGAGAAGUCGGUUGCGUCUGAAGUAGCUCGCGUCAAGCGACAUGCCGAGGUCGAGUUGAGGGUCGAGCAUGAGGCGACCGUACGUGACUGCGAGCUGAAACUCGAGGGACUUCGCCUAGCUGAUCUGCAGGAAGGUGACUUGCCUCCGCCAUUUCCCGUGACUCCGGACGGUGGUUCAGACCAUGACAACGCUGAAGAUCAAGAGAAUCGCGAGGAUGGCACUCAGCCUGACCACGAGGGAGGCAAUCAGCCUGAAGAAUAGAUCUCACUCGCCUUUUCCUUAUAUGUUAUGGCCUCUUUCUUUUUACUUAUUUUGCCUCGUUUGUAAG